Molecule: messenger RNA, 8102 nt
Organism: Gymnogyps californianus (California condor)
Lineage: Eukaryota; Metazoa; Chordata; Aves; Accipitriformes; Cathartidae
Gene: RAPGEF6
Product: Rap guanine nucleotide exchange factor 6
Biological process (GO): positive regulation of ERK1 and ERK2 cascade; small GTPase-mediated signal transduction
Molecular function (GO): protein binding; guanyl-nucleotide exchange factor activity
Source: RefSeq, a predicted model, not a curated record
CCGCUGCUGAGCCGGCAGCCGGAGGCGCCCCGGAGGAGCCGCCCGCCUGGCAUCGCCCCCCGCCAGCUGUUUCUGAGGAGUUACGGACCUGGAGGAGCAGAGUAAUAGAAUGACCUCUCCUGUGGACCCCAAGAUUAAACAGGCUUUGCGAAAGAAACCAUCAGAAAGGACUCCGGAGGACUUAAAUACUAUCUAUUCUUUCCUUCAUGGACUGGACAUACUCUCACAUUUCAGGGAACAUCAGCUAAGAAUAAUGUCAUCAAGUGCCCGCUAUGAGAGGUACAAGGGCAACCAAGUUCUCUUUUGCUCAGAAACUAUUGCAAGAUGCUGGUAUAUACUGCUUUCUGGAUCUGUGCUUAUGAAGGAUUCCAUGUUUUUACCACCUUGCAGUUUUGGCAAGCAGUCUGGAGGAAAACGAGGAUGCGAAUGUAUCAUAUUGGAGCCUUCAGAAAUGAUUGUGGUGGAGAACUCCAAAGACAAUGAGGAAAACCUCUUGCAAAGAGAAGUCCCGCUUAGGCAGUCCCGUCGGAGGUUUCGGAAGAUCAACCAGAGGGGCGAGCGUCAGACCAUCACUGACAACGUGGAUUCCAGCAGUUACCUGUCGCUUCCAGCUGAUCUUACCAAGAUGCAUCUUACCGACAAUCCUCAUCCUCAGGUGACUCACGUCCCCUCAAGCCAGUCGGGAUGUAGCAUUGCCAGUGAUUCUGGGAGCAGCAGCCUAUCUGAUAUUUAUCAGGCUACAGAAAGUGAGAUGGGAGACGUUGAUUUAACAGGUCUUCCAGAAGCACCUGUAGACUCUGAAGAUGAAGAAGAGGAGGAGGAUGAAGAUAUUGACAGAACUUCAGAUCCGCUUCUAGGGCGAGAUGUCGUACGAGAGUGCCUUGAGAAAGAGCCUGCAGAUAAAACUGAUGAUGAUAUUGAGCAAUUAUUGGAAUUUAUGCAUCAACUCCCUGCCUUUGCAAACAUGACUAUGUCUGUGAGAAGAGAACUUUGCUCAGUGAUGAUAUUUGAAGUAGUAGAGCAAGCAGGAGCCAUCAUACUUGAAGACGGCCAAGAACUCGAUUCUUGGUAUGUUAUUUUAAAUGGCACAGUGGAAAUCAGCUAUCCUGAUGGGAAGAGUGAGAGUCUCUGUAUGGGAAAUAGUUUUGGGAUUACUCCCUCUCUGGACAAACAGUACAUGAAUGGAGUGGUCAGAACCAAAGUAGAUGAUUGUCAGUUUGUGUGUAUAGCCCAGCAAGACUACUGGAGGAUUCUGAACCACGUGGAAAAAAACACUCAUAAAGUGGAGGAAGAAGGAGAAAUUGUUAUGGUAAAGGAGCACAGAGAGCUGGAUCGCAGUGGAACCAGAAAAGGACACAUAGUUAUCAAGGCAACACCGGAGCGACUCAUCAUGCACUUAAUAGAAGAACAUUCUAUUGUGGAUCCAACCUACAUCGAAGAUUUCCUUUUAACGUACAGAACGUUUCUAACAAGCCCCCUGGAAGUUGGAAAUAAACUCUUGGAAUGGUUCACAGUGGACAGCCUCAGGGAUAAGGUUACCAGAGUGGUCUUACUGUGGGUGAACAAUCAUUUUAAUGACUUUGAAGGAGAUCCUGCUAUGACUCGAUUUCUGGAAGAAUUUGAAAAGAACUUGGAAGAUACGAAAAUGAAAGGACAUCUCAGAUUGCUGAAUAUUGCCUGUGCUGCCAAAGCAAAAUGGAGACAAAUUACCCUGCAAAAACCUUCUAGAGAUUCACCACUGUUUUUCAGCCUCCUUGGAGGAAGCGACAAGGGUUUUGGUAUUUUUGUGGAGACUGUGGAAAUGGGCAGUAAAGCAGCAGAAGCUGGACUUAAGCGUGGUGAUCAGAUAAUGGAAGUAAAUGGACAGAAUUUUGAGAACAUUACCUUUGUAAAAGCUCUGGAAAUCUUAAGGAACAACACUCAUCUCUCCAUUACUGUAAAAACAAACAUUUUUGUGUUUAAGGAGCUGCUCUGCAGGAUAGGACAAGAGAAGAAUGGAAUUCCACAUAUUCCAAAAAUUGCAGAAAAGAAAAACAACCGUUAUUCCAUCCCAGAUAUGCCUGGAGAUGUGGAACAGAUGUUUCCCCGUGAAAAAGGAAACAAGAAAAUGAAAGCAAACACUGUAUCUGGUGGAAGAAACAGAAUCAGGAAAAUUUUAGACAAGACUCGAUUCAGCAUCUUGCCUCCAAAACUGUUCAGUGAUGGUAGUGUGAGCCAGUCGCAGGACGACAGCAUUGUUGGGACUCGGCAGUGCAGACACAGCCUGGCCAUCAUGCCUAUUCCGGGAACGCUCUCAUCCAGUAGCCCGGACCUGUUGCAGCCUACAACUAGCAUCCUGGAUUUCUCUAAUCCUUCAGAUAUUCCGGAUCAAGUAAUAAGAGUUUUCAAAGCAGAUCAGCAGAGUUGUUACAUUAUCAUCAGCAAAGACACUACAGCAAAAGAGGUUGUGAGUCAUGCCGUCCAUGAAUUCAACUUGACGGGAGCCCCGGAGACCUACUCCCUCUGCGAAGUGUCUGUCAGCCCCGAGGGAGUCAUCAAACAACGGAGACUCCCGGAUCAGUUCUCCAAAUUGGCCGACAGGAUUCAACUCAACGGACGGUAUUACCUAAAAAACAAUAUGGAGACAGAGACCUUAUGCUCAGAUGAGGAUGCUCAAGAGCUACUGAGAGAAAGCCAGAUUUCCCUCCUACAGCUGAGCACCAUUGAGGUGGCCACUCAGCUUUCCAUGAGAGACUUUGAAUUAUUUCGCAAUAUUGAGCCUACAGAAUACAUCGAUGACCUUUAUAAGCUGGACUCCAAAACAGGAAAUGCUCACCUGAAACAGUUUGAGGAUGUCAUAAAUCAAGAGACGUUCUGGGUUGCCAUGGAAAUUUUAGCAGAGCCCAACCAACUCAAAAGAAUGAAGAUUAUUAAGCAUUUCAUUAAAAUUGCCCUCCACUGUCGAGAAUGCAAGAACUUCAAUUCCAUGUUCGCAGUUAUAAGUGGGUUAAAUCUAGCACCAGUAGCACGUCUCAGAGGCACUUGGGAAAAGUUACCGAGCAAGUAUGAAAAGCACCUCAGAGACCUUCAAGAUCUUUUUGAUCCGUCUCGAAACAUGGCAAAAUACCGCAACAUCCUUAGCAGCCAGAGCAUGCAGCCUCCAAUUAUUCCACUUUUUCCUGUUGUCAAGAAGGAUAUCACAUUUCUACAUGAAGGAAAUGAUUCUAAAGUGGAUGGCCUGGUAAAUUUUGAGAAACUCAGAAUGAUUGCCAAAGAAAUUCGCCAAGUUGUCAGAAUGACCUCAGCGAACAUGGAUCCGGCUGUAAUGUUCAGACAAAGGAAGAAGAGGUGGAGAAGUUUGGGAUCUCUGAGCCAGGGCAGCACAAACUCGAACAUGCUGGAUGUACAGGGAGGCGCUCACAAAAAACGUGCCCGACGCAGCUCACUUCUGAACGCCAAGAAGCUGUACGAGGAUGCCCAGAUGGCGAGGAAGGUGAAGCAGUACUUGUCCAACCUGAAUGUAGAGACAGACGAAGAAAAGAUCCAAAUAUUGUCACUUCAGUGUGAGCCUGCAUAUAGCACUCUGACAAAGAAUUUAAGUGAGAGAAGAGGAGCGAAAUCCUCAGAAAUGUCUCCGGUACCCAUGAGAUCAGUUGGCCAAACCACUAAAGCCCAUCAGCAUCAACAAAACAGAAUGAGUCAAGUUCUUCAGGUUCCAACUGUGAAUUUAUACCCCAGUAGGAAAAAGGGACUGACAAAGGAUCAUGUCACAUUCAGUACAGGCUCCCCACAGAAGUCAUUAAGCUUGUCUGAGGAAGUAAGUAGUAAGAAACAAACAGAUGACACGAUGUCCAUGGCAUCUUCUUUGCACUCCAGCCCACCUGCUUCUCCUCAGGGCUCUCCACGCAAAGGCUAUGCCCUCAUACCUUCCACUAAAUCUGAUAACUUCUCAGACUCCAGUCACAGUGAGAUUUCAUCCCGGUCCAGCAUCGUCAGCAACUGCUCAGUGGACUCGAUGUCAGCAGCGCUGCAGGAUGAGAGGAGUUUGUCCCAGUCUCUCAUUGUGGUGGAUUCAGGGGCAGAGAGAAAAGAGCAUCCUCAGCCGCUGGCUGAUUAUGGCCAGCCAUGCCCAGGCUGGUCAAUCACUAGGCCUGCUCUCAUCAGAGGGCUGGCUUUCACGUCCUCCAUGAGCAGCGAGGAGAUCUCCCAUGAACAUAUCACGGUAGAGGCAGCAGAUAGCGGCCGGGGAAGCUGGACUUCAUGCUCAAGUAGUUCUCAUGACAACUUCCAGAAUAUCCCAAACCAGAAGAGCUGGGAUCUCCUCAAUUCUUACCGUCACACCCAGCUGGACGGACCUAUAGCUGAAGUCGAUCCCACAAACUGUUACUCUGAGGAGGCUUAUUUGUAUUCUGAAGCCUUUUCCAAAACCAACAGGCAGUCAAAAGCCAGCGUGGAGCUCGAUCAGUCUCGGCAGAGCUGGGCCUCCUCCAGCUCGCUGUCAGACACCUACGAAACAAACUAUGGGACGAUUAAGCGGAGGGGGCUGGAGAACUCUACAGCAGAGCAGACAGAGGUUUUGGACUCUAAACCAGGCGCUGAUACAACUUACAAAACUGUUACUUCGAGUACAGAAAAAGGCCUGAUAGUGUACUGUGUCACCUCACCUAAGAAGGACGAUAGGUAUAGGGAGCCACCGCCCACCCCUCCGGGAUAUAUGGGGAUUUCUUUAGCGGACAUAAAGGAAGGAUCGCCCCACCACCCACACCUAAAACCUCCAGACUAUAGUGUGGCAGUGCAGAGGUCAAAGAUGCUGCACAGUGACCUCUCUAGACUUUCAUCAGCUUCUCUCGGUAGUGAACCGGUGGCCUGUAUUUCAUCGAAGAUGCCUCAGUGGCAUAGUCGGCAGCCGUCCAACCCCAAGCUAGCAGAUAUGACUGACGCAGAUAGUGAAGAGGAUGAAGAUGAACAAGUAUCAGCAGUCUAACCGUUGGGCUAUUUAUGUAAACCACUUCACAACACAAGGGAUGUGGGGAGAAGGACCACAUGAUUCUGUUAGCGAACGCUAACAACUUGCUGCUACUAACCUCAGACGUUGCGAUUGCCUCUGUCACGGACGAGAUGGAACGGGUUGGAUCACGUCUCUCUACCUUACUUCAGUCUACCACCGCCUAAGAAAGCUAUUUCUGCCUGUGAAAUAGAAAACCGUUUUCAAGGAGCGUACUGACUACCUGGAUACCAACAUUGGUAUCUGGAGAUGGACCAGGCUUCAUGCAUUUGCGAGGACCAGUUGUCACCACCACUUGAAACUCGGAAGCAUUCUUCUGUAUGAUACCAUAUAAUCCUUUGGUAGUUUUCCAUCGUCGUUAUUUUCUACAUGACCAUUAUAAGUCUCUAAGGGUGUUAUUUUAUGAACUUUAAAAAAAAAAUAUAUCAAAAUGUCAGCAAAAGCAAAGGACAUUGCUGAAGUAUCUGAAUAUAAUUUAUUAAUUUAAAUUUUUUUUGAUGGGAAUUUCCUUUCUUUGUGUUGGCAGUGCUCUGGUUGGCUAAUAAAAAGGUUUAGUCAAUGGGAUGGUAAAUUAGCUACACAUAAACUGUCGUGCUGUCAAAAUAAACACAGAAAACUAGAAACGGGACACAUUAUCAGGUGCAGAUACAUGGAUUUUAGAGUAGUUUUAGAUUAUAUAGAGCACAAAGCCCUGCAGAGCGGCGUGUGUCGGGCAGGCAGCCCUGCCGUCUGCCGCUCCCCUCCUACACGGACACAGCAAAAACCCUUCGCCCUUGAAGUAUUUUUGGAAAUUUUUUAGCUGCCAGCCAACUAAGGCGAUAGUUGGUGCUCUCCUCCCCUAUUAAGUAGUUGUUUGAAAUGUGGAAGCCGUAGCUCACAGGGAGCUGUUAGGGGAGUUUGAAGCUUUCCCAAAAGAGCUUUAACCAGGUUUUGCCCUGUGGAGUUCAGCAUGCAAAGCGUGUUGCUAGAAACCAAAACUAAACCGUGUGUUGUGGGUUUUAAGAUCAUCCCACGCGUUCUGGCCCUCUACCAGAGUUGCACAGGAUUUAGGUGCAAAGGUUAUCUUUAAAAAAAAAAUAAUUAUGAAUCGCCUUCAUUUCACAGUAAAAUUUGUGAAACUGAAUAUUAAAUGACAUAAUGCUUAUAUAAGAGUACAAAGCAUUUUAUGAUGGGUUAAAAAACCCUGUUGUGUUCAUCUGGAAAAUACAGAUGAUCUCAAAACAUUUUGUUCUCAAUCCUAGGUAAAAAUCCUGGUGUUGUUGAUGUCAGUGACAGUUUUGACUUACAGCCAGCCAGUAUUAACACGUGAUCCUCUAGUUUGACUAUGGUCAAAUAAGUUGCUCGUUUGAUUUUGCUUAGCCAGCCAGAGCGCAGAGGGGUAAAACUGGAAAUACCUGCAGUUUCUUUCUUUCUUCUAGCACAUGAUGCCCCAUUCUAGUGUUAAAAUUGGACAUGAAUGUGUGAAUAUGUAUUUAAACAUUUAAUUGUAAAUCUUUGUUGUGAUGUUUACAGCCUAAGCUAGAAAGAUGUUUGUCAUUUUUACAGUGCCUCAAAAAUGAUUUCUAUAUCCAUAGUUGUGAAGAGCUUUAAGGUUGGUUUUGGUUUUUUUUUUUCUGUAUGUGUGCAGGGGGUGCAAGGUGAGUGCAACAUUUCCUGAAAAUGACACAAGUACCAAAACCAACCCAAAGCCUUUGAUGUGCUUUCCCCACAGCAGCUUGGGACUGAUGCUACCGGGUGAAUGUGUAUGACCCAGCCUGCGUCUGCAUUCGUAGCGGUGCCAGGUUCAAUAUGACCGUGUGGCUGGAACUUACCCAGAUUGAUUGGAAUUCGGAAGACAUAAAUGAACAGCGAUGCUGAGGAAGGGGAUGCCUAAUUCAUAACUAAUUGGUUGGCUGUAUGAAUUUUUGGCACAAGUAUCUGAGGAGCAAAUGGUUGGAAAAAAUACAUGAAAAAAUCAGUUGAGGUAUAUCAUAGUAAAUGCAUUUUGCUUUUUCGAGGCCUUAAUGAAUAUAAUGAACCUGCACAGGCCUUAAUGAAUAAAGAUUCAUGUAAGUGUCAAAGCAAGGCAGGGCAGAGCGAUUAUUUUCAGCACAUGUAAUGUUGAUAAUAUAACUGUUAAAUUGAUAUUUUUGUGGGAUGUAAAUCCAAGUCCUAGAAAUCCCACCGCCAACUGUAGUUGCUUGUUAACAUCUCCGUGGAGUGCGCAAUAGGCUUCGUGUUUCGUCAGAAAAUCAUCUGUGUCGUGCCAGGUAAAUUAAAUCAUGCGGUUCCCAUGACCUCAAGUGUUGAGCUGCAGUUUAUUUCAGCCUGUUGAACAAAAGUAUAAGGGAUGAGGGGUUGUUACUAAAGUGACUUCCUUUUCCCCCAAAAACCCGUAGUGCUGUCUUUGAGGAUACGGUAAAGCUCCUCCGGGGAGCGGGGUUGGGGUCUCCUCUGGCAGCCAGAAAGAGCAGUUGAAUAAAUCACCCAUUCGAAACGUGGUGUUUGCACAUCAACAGCAUCCGUCUGUUCUGCAGGGCUUUUCAGGACGCUGAAAAGUUUUUAAAGUGAGUGAAAGUCUUGCUAAUCAUAUUUUCCUACUAUCCAAUACAGCUGGUGUAAAUAAAUCAUGCAUAAACUACGGACAGAUGAGCUACUACUCCUGCUUCUCCUGCCUCGCACAGUGUGGCUUGCCUCUGCUGGUCCUUGCUGGGAUUUUGUUUGUUUGUUUGUUUUUAAAUCAACCGAUCACAUUGAUCGGGGCCGAUAGCCAAAUGUAGUGUGUCUGGUAUGGAUUUGAAGAGACAUUAUCCCUUUUUUCAGUAAUUCAAAUGGAAGUAAGACGGUGGUUAGUACCUGUUGUACACUGCUUUGUUGAAGUGAUGUCUUCUGGAUCACGGAUUCCUGACUCUGUACCUCCACCGGGUUCCUCUGACUCGGGCUCUGAUUUUGAUGAACGGUUAAAACGCCUCAUGUCACGUUCUUCCACCGCCAUACCUCGGUUUGCUAGCUUUCUGCUGUUUGUUUGCUCUUGACUUGCAGGUGAAAGAUGCGUUUCAGCUAUUUGUGAUUUAACCAUACAGUAUUUCAUUAUGCAUUAUAAAUCUUAAACUUCCAAGUAAUUCCCGAAAAAGCAGUG